This is a messenger RNA of Onthophagus taurus, 1265 nucleotides long. RefSeq names its product Regulatory particle non-ATPase 9 (gene Rpn9). Gene Ontology annotation, biological process: ubiquitin-dependent protein catabolic process. The record is from RefSeq and is a predicted model, not a curated record. Gene Ontology annotation, cellular component: nucleus; cytosol; proteasome regulatory particle, lid subcomplex. Gene Ontology annotation, molecular function: structural molecule activity. Lineage: Eukaryota; Metazoa; Arthropoda; Insecta; Coleoptera; Scarabaeidae.
AUUUGUCAUUAUUUCUAUAAAAUGGCGGCCGUUGUUGUUCAACCAAAUGUAAGCGAUUAUUUAUCGAAAAAGCAGAAAGAAAGUGCCAAAGAUUUAGCGUCAGAAUGGAGCCAAAUGGAGGAAUUACAUAACAAAAAGUUAUGGCAUCAACUCACUUUGAAACUUUUGGAGUUUGUGAAAAGUCCCUCUCUUCAAACGGGGGAUAAUCUAAUUCAACUUUACAACAAUUUCAUUUCAACCUUUGAGAAUAAAAUCAAUCCGUUAUCAUUGGUCGAAAUCUCCGCCUUCAUAGUAGAACAAUUCAAAGACAAAAAAGAGGCCGUAGCGUUCUUAGAAAAGCUCCAAAUCAAAGUUAAGGCAAAUUCCGAUGCUGAAAGUUUGUGUAAAGUUCUCGCCGGUCAAAUCUAUUUGGAAAAAUUAAAUGAUUUAGAUGCAACAAAAAAAAUAAUCGAGGAAGUUGAAAUUACCUUAGAUAACGCCGAUGGAGUUACAGCCGUUCACGGAAGAUACUAUUUAUUAGCAUCGCAAUAUUAUCGAAUUUUAGGGGAUCACGCCCAAUAUUAUCGAACAGCCCUCCGAUACUUAGGUUGCAUCGAAUUGGAUACAUUAACUGUUGAAAUUCAACAACAACACGCUUUUUAUUUAGGGUUAGCAGCCCUUUUAGGCGAAGGAGUUUACAAUCUAGGCGAGUUAUUAGCCCAUGCGGUACUCGAAACUUUAAAACGUACCGAAAACGCUUGGCUUGUCGAUUUAUUAUACGCCUUUAAUUCCGGAAACAUAAACAAAUUCGAAGCUAUGCGCCCCCAAUGGUCAAAAAUAGCCGAUUUGUCCGCGCAAGAAUUAUUUUUGCGCCAAAAAAUAUCGUUGUUGUGUUUGAUGGAGAUGACUUUUAAAAGACCCUCGCAUGAUCGCCAAUUAACGUUUCAAGAGAUUUCGAUGGAAACAAAACUACCAAUUCAAGAAAUUGAGUUGUUGGUGAUGAAGGCGUUGUCGCAGGGUUUGGUUAAAGGGGCGAUUGAUCAAGUUUCUAGCACCGUGAAUAUGACUUGGGUGCAACCAAGGGUUUUAGAUCGCGUUCAAAUUGCGAGUAUGGUCGAACGGCUUAACGAGUGGUGUAAACAUGUUGGUACGAUGGAGAAUUUAUUGGAAGAGAAAGCUUCUGAGAUACUUACGCUUUAAUUUGCUGAUAAUGUGUAAUUUUGUCGAUUUAUUAUAUUUAAAUGUAAUUAAAAUAAAGAGUUUUGAUUAAAAAGUUUGCAUAACCA